AUGCUGGAGUUGCUGCUGCUCCUUCCAAUGCUGGAGCUGAUGCUGCUGAAGCUCCUAGUGCUGCUAUCCCAGCAACUCUUACUGAAGCUAAAGCUCAUCUUGAAGCUAAAAUUGAGGUUGCUGAUGAAAAUCGAACUUUCUAGUGAAGCUCCUGAAAUUGAAGAUAUUGAUGUCGUCCAUGAUGGCGUUGAAGCUCAUGACGAAGACCUUCCAAUCACUUAUGUAGCUAAUGUUAGUGAUAUGGAAGAUGAUAAUGAAGAUGAUGAAGAUGAAGACGGUGAUUCUCCUGACCUUCCUAACGCUAGUGGAGAUCUUGGUGACGAUGAUGAUGAAGACGACGAUGACUAUGACUUUACCAUACAAUACCAGAGACCUGUCAGUGCCACGAAAGGCAUCUCUCUCAGGGUGAGCAAGGGGAGAAAGAAAAGGAGACAUUAG
Messenger RNA from Cynara cardunculus var. scolymus (artichoke), 438 nucleotides. Its product is annotated as nonsense-mediated mRNA decay protein 2-like. The coding region runs from base 1 to 438 and encodes 145 amino acids. Lineage: Eukaryota; Viridiplantae; Streptophyta; Magnoliopsida; Asterales; Asteraceae. The record is from RefSeq and is a predicted model, not a curated record. The transcript has a single exon.